AUGUACAGUCCAGAUCCCAUAAUAGCUCUAGGAUCAUCUUCUGUCGGAGAUGGAUUCUCGCUCACCCUUUUAGUGGCUUGUAUAUGGGGCCAGGAGUCCAUUGUACAAGCACUGAUCCAAAAAGGCGUUAAUGUCAAUGUACAAACAGACUUUGCAAACAUACCGCUCCGAGUUGCUGUUCGCAAAGGGAAUGAGAACAUCACUCGUAUGCUGGUUGAGAGUAAAGCAGAUACAUUGAAGAAGUAUGAUAAGAUACAAACGAUGAGGUUUCUGUUGCAACGAAAAGUGGAUAUGCAGGCGGCAGACGAUGACAGUAUUCGACCAAUUGAUAUGGCACGGAGUCACCCUGAUCCUGCAGUUCGGACUUUAUUCGAAGAAUUGUGCAACUUUGAAAGUGCAGAGGAGAAUAUCGAAGGGGCCUUAGAACAAAUUCAUUCAUCACAAAGUAAGCAAUGA
This is a messenger RNA of Talaromyces stipitatus ATCC 10500, 456 nucleotides long. RefSeq lists its product as uncharacterized. Bases 1 to 456 code for a protein of 151 amino acids. The transcript is spliced from 2 exons. NCBI's taxonomy places the organism in Eukaryota, Fungi, Ascomycota, Eurotiomycetes, Eurotiales, Trichocomaceae. The record is from RefSeq and is a predicted model, not a curated record. Gene Ontology annotation, molecular function: protein binding.